Sinocyclocheilus rhinocerous is the source of this 1931-nucleotide messenger RNA. RefSeq names its product cell cycle control protein 50A-like. Lineage: Eukaryota; Metazoa; Chordata; Actinopteri; Cypriniformes; Cyprinidae. Gene Ontology annotation, cellular component: endoplasmic reticulum; Golgi apparatus; plasma membrane. Bases 203 to 1198 code for a protein of 331 amino acids. The transcript is spliced from 6 exons. Gene Ontology annotation, biological process: phospholipid translocation. The record is from RefSeq and is a predicted model, not a curated record.
GGUGUCAUUGCUGACGUCACGACGUCGCUUUCAGUCCACUGGCUGCUGUACUUCCUUGUUUACCGUCUUGUCCACGACCAACAGAGCUACUGAAAUAAUCAUUAUUGCUGUUAAUGGCGCGAUAAGCACAAGCGAUAGCAGCGAUAUAAUAGUUGUCGUGUAGUGUGCUCGCUGUCCGCGCGGCUCGAGAGGAUUAGGAGCGAUGAUGGCGUCCAGCUAUAACGCGAAGGAUGAGGAUCAUCAUCCGGGAUCGGUGGGCUCCGGCGGCCCCGGCGCUGUCAAGAGCAAGAAGCCCGAUAACACGGCCUUUAAACAGCAGCGUUUGCCCGCCUGGCAGCCCAUUCUGACGGCGGGAACCGUCCUGCCCGCCUUCUUCAUGAUCGGACUCAUCUUCAUCCCCAUCGGCAUCGGACUCCUCGUCACCUCUAACAACAUCAAAGAGUUUGAGAGUAAUGUUUUUAUGUACUAUGGCCUCUCCAACUUCUAUCAGAACCAUCGACGUUACGUCAAAUCAAGAGAUGACAGUCAGCUGAAUGGAGAUAAAAGCUCUUUACUGAACCCGAGUAAAGAGUGUGAACCCUAUCGAACGAGUGAUAAGAAGCCCAUUGCUCCCUGUGGUGCCAUUGCUAACAGUCUCUUCAAUGAUACUUUGGAGCUGUUUUAUAACCAUCCAAACGGAAGCAGAAUAACUAUUCAUCUGGUGAAGACGGGCAUUGCUUGGUGGACUGACAAGCAUGUGAAGUUCAGAAACCCUGCAGGAAACAACAACAACCUCUCCAUUGUGUUCCAAGAUACAAGUAAACCCGUAAACUGGCACAAACCCGUUUACGAGCUGGACCCGUCUGAUCCUGAGAACAACGGGUUCAUCAAUGAGGAUUUCAUCGUGUGGAUGAGAACCGCUGCUCUCCCCACCUUCAGAAAACUCUACCGCGUCAUUCAGAAGAAGAAGGACAACAUGACCCCGACACUACCGCCAGGAAACUACAGCCUGGAAGUGACCUACAAUUACCCAGUGCGCAGCUUUGAUGGCCGCAAGCGCAUGAUCCUCAGCACGAUUUCCUGGAUGGGAGGGAAGAACCCUUUCCUGGGCAUUGCCUACAUCACCGUGGGCUCCGUGUGUUUCUUCCUGGGAGUGGUGCUGCUGAUCAUCCACCAUAAAUACGGCAACCGCAACAACAAUGCUGACAUUCCUAAUUAACUGCGUAAUUAUCAGCACACUCUGUCUGUACACUGACAUGAGAUUACAGUCUGUCGUAUCUCAUGCUGCUGUACACACACAGGUGCAAUACUUUCAAACGUAUUAUGUAUGCACUGGCAGUUUUCUAUGAGCUUGUUUUAAGCAUUUAUUUCAUCCACACCAAAGCUUCAUAUUUUAUGCUCUUUCUACAUGAAGUAUUUUAGAAUAACUGGAUGAUGUGCAGUCAUACAGUAGAACUGUAUUUAAAUGCAUCCCACCACAAAAACAUGUCUAUAAUAAUAAUACAGACAAUGAAGCACUUUGUAUUGACGUUUAAGAUACAUAUUGUGCAAAAUAGAAAUUCUCAUUCGAUUUUGAGGUGUUUUUGACAGACUUGGUGAAAUUCAUCCAUUUGGGUAUUAUUGCUAAUGGUAUGGUACAAUCACAACAGUCAAGAAUUAUUAUUUAUUUUUAAUAAGAAUGCAAUAUUUCUGAUAGUUUGACUGAUCAGUAAGGAUUAUGUUACUUUAUUAUUUAAAAUGCUGAACUGUGAGUGUCUAGAUAUGCUUAAAGCAAGCGUGUUCAUUUUUUUUGUUUCUUCUCUGAAAAACAUGUUCUGUGCAAUGUGUAUUUAAAAAGGAUAUGUGUGUGUUUCGCAACUACUGAGGAUCCUUUAUCAAGCUCAUGUCUGUUGUUGAGCCAAAGUCGUUUCAUUUGCUCAAGAGUUGUGUGAUAAUAAACAUCAAAUGCAUGA